Molecule: messenger RNA, 604 nt
Organism: Linum tenue
Lineage: Eukaryota; Viridiplantae; Streptophyta; Magnoliopsida; Malpighiales; Linaceae
Source: the annotation of a GenBank genome assembly
UCCUUCUCAUCACUGCAUCCUCUUCUUUCUAAUUCUCUUCUUUUUACAUCGGUUCUUUUCCAUUUGAGGUGAACAGUGAAGUUAUUGAUGCAGGAAGGGGGCGAAUGGUAAUUUUGUUGGGUGACCGUAGGCGAUGGCGUUGAUGGAGACAAGAUGCUAUGGGCUCCCUGCUCCCAAGUCUUAUUUCACUCAUAUCUAGAUCGCACAACUCCAACCUAGACUGGUCCAUCUUUGGCAUGUGUCGCCAGUCACUAAUCUCGCUCGCAUCAAGAUCCAGAUCGUACAAGGAUCUAGAGAAUAGAUCUACCUCUUUAAGAUUUAGCCAUACCCAGCGCCACUAUAUCCUAAUCCAUGUUGAUCUCGUCUACGAUACCCCAGCAUUCAUCGUCGGAUUCAUCUUCUCAUCUUAGAAGUUGACUAUGUCUAGCGAGAGGAAGAACAACGGCGUGGAGGAGAUUUGGUCAUGGUCUGCCGGUGAUAGCAGAGUCACCAGCGUGGGGUAGAUGAUUAGCUUAGUAAAAGUAGUAGAAGUAAUGUAUUCUUUAUGUAUUGGUUGUAUUUAUAUUUUUUUAUGAGUAAAGUAUCCAUGUAUUUUAAAAAUAAG